Messenger RNA from Delphinapterus leucas (beluga whale), 2386 nucleotides. NCBI's taxonomy places the organism in Eukaryota, Metazoa, Chordata, Mammalia, Artiodactyla, Monodontidae. The record is from RefSeq and is a predicted model, not a curated record.
UCCCGCUGAGUGCAAGCGGAAAGCACGGGAGGCGCCCGAGGGCAGGGUCUGGGGCUGCGCGAUGCCGAGCACAUGGCUCCUGCUGCUUGCCUACCUGACUUACCUGGCACUGGGCACCGGCGUGUUCUGGCUGCUGGAGAGCCCCGCGGCGCACGAUUCCAGCGAGAGAUUCCAGCGCGACAAGUGGGCGCUGCUGCGGAACUUCACCUGUCUGGAUGGCCCGGCGCUGGACUCGCUGAUCCGGGGCGUCAUCCAAGCCUACCAAAAUGGGGACAUCGUCCUCGACAACACCACCAGCAUGGGGCGCUGGGAGUUUGUGGGCUCCUUCUUUUUCUCCGUGUCCACCAUCACCACCAUCGGCUACGGCAACCUGAGCCCCCGCACGAUGGGCGCCCGCCUCUUCUGCAUCUUCUUUGCUCUCGUGGGGAUUCCGCUCAACCUCGUGGUGCUCAACCGACUGGGGCAUCUCAUGCAGCAGGGGGUACACAGCUGCGCCCGCAUGCUGGGGGUCACCUGGAAGGACCCGGCCAAGGCCCGGUGGCUGGUGGGCUCCAGCGCCCUCCUGUCCGGCCUCCUGCUUUUCCUGCUGCUGCCCCCGCUUCUCUUCUCCCACGUGGAGGGCUGGAGCUACGUGGAGGGCUUCUACUUCUCCUUCAUCACCCUCAGCACCGUGGGCUUCGGCGACUACGUGAUUGAAACAAUGUGAACCCAGCCUGGAAUAUUGAAAUGAGGUCCUACCAAAGUAACAAACAGCUAUAGCCCAUUAAGCAACCACGAGUGAUGAUUGUCACCACAUUUUACUGAGGAGAAGAACGAAGCUCACAGAGGCCAAGACGUUUGCCUGAGAUUUUGCACAGCUAGUGGGGUAUGACUUCUGACCUGACUCCAAAACUCUUACCCCUUUCCAGACGGCCUCACAUAUCCCCUGUCUGGGCGUCAGUGUUCCUGUCUAUAAAAUGAGGGGCUGGUCUAGGUGAUGGCUAAGACUCCUCAGUGCUUUCUGGCCUGUGUGCAAAGUCCCCUUCCCUAAACCUCUCCUUCCCCAGGAAGCAAGGUCUGGUGUCAGGGGCGUCAUGCUGCCCCUUCCUGAUAUCCUCUGUCUUGGAAGGGAGGCCAUUGCUCUGGAAGAGAAGCUUUGGGACAGUUUCCUCCAAGUGCGUCAUGCUAUCACUCCUACCCUCAGAGAGGAGAGAUGUAUCUGAGGAGAGCUGAGCCCGCCGUCCCCACAUCUGCCCACCUCAGACCUCAGAGAAUGAGUUUUGGGUAUGCCCUCUCCUCUCUGUUCCCACUGCCGUUUCCCUAGUCUAGGCAGGGCUGUUGCACAUGGCUGGUUGUACAGGUUGGGCACUGCACAACCCUAACGGGUUGCCAUUCACACAGAGCAUGAUGAGGAUGGCACCCAUGGAAUGGUACAGCCUCUGUCCUUGUCCUCCCUUGGCUCUCAUGACCUUUAAAAUGGCAAGUGCUAUCAUGUCACCUGCCCAGCUCCUCUGAAAACCUUCAGUGCUUUCCUGCAACAGCUGGCCCCCUCCACUGACUGCCCCCCACCUUACCCCAGGGCUCAAAGGAUGAAACGCAGGAUGUGUCUCCAGUGAUAGUCCUAAACCCACAAGUCCUUGUUCUCUGAGGGUGCCCAUGCAAGGAGGGGGGAGGAGAAGAGGGAAUGGGACCCCCAAAUGCAGUCUCUUUGUGCCCAUGGAUCACUAGGGCUCCUAAAGUUUGGUCCUAGAUGGGAAUAGCUGACAGCAGGCUCCCCUAGAAGCUUACCUGGAGGAACCUUUAUGGGGUUACUGAGGACACACUUUGUGAGUAUGUCCAGAGGCCCCACAGCCCCCUGAGGGAAGGCAGGGCAGGGGGAGGAGGGGGCAGGCCUCUCUAGCCAUGGGCAAUCUGGAAAUGUGAAGCAAGGCCUCUGCCACCACCGGGGGGGCGGGGGGAUGGGGCGGCAGAGACAUCCACACAGCUGCAGGAGUGAGGAGGGACUGGCAGGGCAGGGAAGCUGGUGUAUUAGGCGCAGGGCCCCCAGAGUCCCCUUCAGCCAAAAACUCUGACUGAGAAGGCCUGGUAUGAACCUACGAGGGCCCUUUAAGUCCAGAGGGACUGCCGGGCAGCCCACUCCCACCGAGUGGCAACAGGCAGAACUGUCCCCUUCACCACAUCUCCAGAGAUGUGCUACUCACACUUUUCCCUCUGCACCCAUCUCAGUGUCUCGUGACAAGUGACCACACGUACCCUCACUUGCCCUCUGCAGAUCACACAGCCCUGGGUUGAGGCUGUUAUGGCCGGGCUGGUCGGAAGAGUAUUUCAUGGUCGCCCACGUCCAGCAUAGAAGCGGAGAGCUCAGAGUGGAGAGGGAAGCAGGGCCCGGUCACAUAGAGGGCCUCAC